CAAAUCCCUAACUCACUCCGGCUCCCCCCCUCUCUCUCUCUCUCUUUGAACUCACGCCCGAGGUCUCCGCCUUUGCCUCCAGUCGUCGUCGCCGCCUUCGUCUCCCGCCUCCGGUCGUCGUCGUCGCUUCCUGAUCCACCUCCAGUCAUCAUCGCCGCUGCCUCAAGGUCUGGUUCUUCCACCUCCAGUCGCUGCUACCAUUAGUGGGAAGUAGGAGGAGAGUGGGCUAUUGAUAGUUCCUGUGCGUGUGUGUGGGUGCACACAAAGUUACGAUUAUCCUACCAUCUUGCCUUUCCUAUUGGAGGCCCAACUUUGUGAAACAUCUUUGUUAAGGUUGGGCUACUUUGGAUUGCUUUCAUUGUUUUAUGCGGUUUCUGGAUUACUUAUAUUUGGGUAAAUGUUUGUCUCAUGCUUAUUCUUCUGUUGCACAUGCAUUACAACCACUAAACAUCUUAAUAUGUUUCUAUGAUUCGCUUUCUGUUGAAAACAUCUUUGUUAAGCAUAAUUGCUCUUUUCAUUUCCUUUUAAUUUUCUGGAAUUGCUUGGGGUUUUUCACUUGCUAGCUAUUAAUUUGUGUUCCAGAAUCAUUGUUCUUGCCAGUGGUCACUUGCUUUGCUAGCUAUUAAUUUGGUUUUUCACUUGCUUUUAAUUAUGGUUUAAGAAAUUAUCAAAUCACCACUAAAAAUAUAAUUGAUCUUGUCUACCAAAAUCAAAUUUAUUCACCUAUUUAAUAUCUCUAACAAAAUCAAAUUUAUUUCAAUCUAAUCAUUGUCUUAUUUGCCAAAAAAAUAAUUGAUCUUGCAUUUUCAAUUGUUAUUUGUGCGAAUGAUCUAUCAUUAUGAACAUGUUGGUAAUUCUCUAUAAAAUGAAUUUUGUUGUGAUUUUAAACAAUCUUACAGGAGGUGUAGUCCGGUUAGAGGGGAGACUCUACUGGACUUUAAAAGGAAAUAAUAUUAAAUAAAGAAUAUAAUUAAUUAAAUAAUUUUCAGCAAUUUAGUUAGAUUUGCUAGAAGUUAGCCUUAGAUUCCCUUUCAGUGACUUCCUCGAUGGAGUGAGGAGGUCACUGAAUUGUCUAGUUGGACAGUCUGAAAAUUUGAUAUCGUGUUGUGUGCCCGACGAAUACGUAUUAAUUUACUCAUGCCUGAUACAAAAAUUCGGUAGCAUCUUAUGUUGUUCUUUGGUUGUAUAUAGGAAUAUGUUUUGAUUCAUGCGAUUGACUCAAAUUGAGUGUAACUUGUACGAAUCGACACAUAAUCCUUAUCGUACAUCUGGAGAACUGCGUUGAGAUGCUGCCAAAAUUUCGUACCGUGAGUAAAUGCGCCCGCUAAUGAUCAUAUCACAACUCAUUUUUGGAUGGGAUAGGUCCCAACCUUCAAAUUUUAAAGAGGAGUUAUAAUGAGUGGUUUGGUAGAAAAAAAUUAAAAAAACUCAAAUAAAAAAACUGUUGUAAUUAUCCUUGUAUAUAUGUGGCUAAGGGGCUAUUAUAUAUAUUAGCCAUAGGGGUUGAGAGUUUUGAUGUGUGCUAAGAAUUGAUGCGAAUCUAUUGCAGAUCAUGGAUGUACGUGAGCAACGAGUAUGGAUGUAUGACAGAGUGGCACCUAAUUGUCGAGGGAUAACAAAUGAGUUCAUAUGUGGAGUUGAGAGUUUCAUACAUUAUGUAUGUGCUCGGCCACAGUUCACAUGGGACGAUGAGACCUUAAGGUGUCCAUGUGUUAAGUGUCGAUGUAGAAAAUUUCUAAAUGUGGAUGAUGUGCAGUUGCAUCUUUAUCAGAAGGGAUUCACGGCCCAUUACUAUUACUGGACAUGCCAUGGGGAAGAGGAGCCUCCCAUGGAAUCCCAGGUCCGAACGAAUGCUGGUGCUUAUAAUGAAGCACAAGGGGUUUACGAGGAUAAUCCAAAUGCAUAUGAUGCAAUGGUGAUGAAUGGUGCAGGUCCUUCUGUUAGAGCCUAUACAUUGGAGAAUGAAGAAGAAGAGCCCAAUGUAGAUGCGCAAGACUUCUAUGAAAUGUUGGAUAAUGCAAGAACACCUAUAUAUGAUGGUUGCAUUACUCACACCGAAUUUUCUACAGCGGUGAGGAUGCUUAGCAUUAAGGCUGAUUUCAACUUACCUGAGCAAUGCUAUAAUGCUUGGGUGCAACUAAUAAAUGAGUUGAUGCCUGAAGACAACUGGAUGCCCAAGGACUUUUACAAGACAAAGAAGAUGGUUUCUAAACUGGGCCUUGGGUUCCAAAAGAUCUAUUGCUGUGUUAAUAUGUUGCUUUAUUUUAAGGAUGAUACUAAUGCAACAGAAUGCAAGUUUUGUCAUGCCCCAUGAUAUACAAGCCGUAAGGUAGGACCUGGGAGGCGAAAGGAUGUUCCCAUUAAACGGAUGUGGUAUUUACCUAUAACACCUAGGCUCCAAAGGCUUUACGCGUUGAAGACAAUAGCUGGGGAGAUGAGAUGGCACUAUGAAAACUCACGAGAGGCAAGUGUGUUGUCCCACCCAUCUAAUGGAGAAGCAUGGAAGCAUUUCGAUAAUGUACAUCCUGAUUUCGAUAAUGUACAUCCUAAUUUUGCUUGUGAACCACGCAAUGUCAGGCUUGGGCUGUGUGCUGAUGGCCUCACAUCGUAUGGUCAAUCUAGGAAAACCUAUUCAUGUUGGCCCGUGAUUGUCACUCCUUAUAAUCUUCCUUCAUGGAUGUGCAUGUGACAUGAGUAUUUGUUUCUUACAAUAAUCAUCCCUGGUCCUCACAAUCCGAAAUCCAAAAUAGAUGUGUUCCUACAACCUCUCAUAGACGAGUUGAAAAUGUUAUGGGAUAUUGGCCUGCCAACAUACGAUAUUUCACUAAAACAAAACUUUCAAAUGAGGGUUGCACUGAUGUGGACUAUUAACGACUUCCCAGCCUCUGGUAUGCUAUCAGGUUGGAUGACUGCGGGUAAAUUAGCAUGCCCGUAUUGCAUGGAGAAUUCAAAAGCAUUCACGCUGAAGCAUGGUUGGAAGACAUCAUUUUUUGAUUGUCAUCGAAUGUUUUUGCCCAUGAAUCACCCAUUUUAAAGGAACCGAGAUGCAUUUGUUAAGAAUAAGAUUGAGAAGGGUGGGCCUCCACCACGGUUGAGCGGUGAUGGCAUAUGGGGUCGAGUUUGGGCGUUGCCAGAUAUAACUGAAACAGGUCCAAUUCGCACGCAAGGCUACGGGACAUACUACAAUUGGACAAGGAAAAGUAUUUUUUAGGAGUAGCCAUAUUGGAAAACAAAUCUCAUUCACCACAAUUUGGAUGUAAUGCAUAUUGAGAAAAACAUAUUUGAUAAUGUUUUUAACAUUGUGAUGGAUGUCAAGGGCAAGACAAAGGACAACAUUAAGGCUAGGAUGGACAUAAAAGAGUAUUAUUGACGUAGGGAACUUGAGUUAGUAGCAUAAGGUAAUGGCAAGUACUUAAAGCCAAAGGCUCGGUAUGCUCUCAAUGUGGAACAAAGGAGAGUACUGUACGAAUAGGUACGUCAAUUAAAACUUCCUAAUAGAUAUGCAUUUGAUUUGGUUUGUUGUGUAGACAUGCAAGAAGCAAAGUUGUAUGGCAUGAAAAACCAUGAUUGUCAUGUUUUCAUGGAACGCCUCCUCCCAAUUGCACUAAGAGCACUCCCAGACCCUAUAUGGAAGUCUCUAGCAGAGUUGAGUCAAUUUUUUAGGGAAUUGUGUUCUUCAAAUCUUAGGGUCGAUAAGCUAGAAAUAAUAGAGGAAAAUAUUAAGGUAACCAUUUGCAAAUUGGAGCAAAUUUUCCCACAAGGUUCUUUAACUCAAUGGAGCACUUGCUUAUACAUCUAGCUUAUGAGGCACGUGUUGGCGGCCCAGUGCACUAUUGUUGGAUGUAUCCAUUUGAGAGGUAAUUAGAAUGGAAACAUUACACAAUAUCCUUUGUUAUGUGACUUAGAAACUUGAGUUAAUAUAUUUUUGUUUACCCCAUAGGUUUUUGCACACAUUGAAGCGUAAAGUUAAAAAUAAGGCACAUGUGGAGGGCUCCAUUUGCGAGGCAUACAUCAUAGAAGAAACCUCCACUUUUUGUUCGCAUUAUUUUGGACCUGAUGUACAAUCAAGAAUCAUACGAGGUCCACGAAAUGAUUAUGGUGUUGACCUAUCGCCAGAUCAUUCAACUUUUUCCAUCUUCAAUCAUUCUGGUCGACCAUCAGGUGUAUACAAAGAUUGAUUAUUGGAUGAUCGAGAAAUAGACUGUGCCACAUUAUAUAUUCUUCUAAACUAUGAUGAGGUCCAACCAUACAUUAAGUAAUCACUCAUAUCCUCGGUAUUACCAACUUUAGGUUUCUCAUUUGCAUAUAUGAUUAACAUGGCCUAUAUAAACGUAGUUUAUUUGUGGAUUCUAUUAAAGCGGAUGCACCACACAUGGCUGAAAUUGAUGUAGAUAAGAGGAUAUAGGUUGAUUUUCUGAAAUGGUUUAAGGAACACGUAAGUAUAUCUUAAAUUACUGAACUUAUUAUCGUGACAAAUAUAUGCCAUGUAUUUCAUAUGCACAGGUGCAUGAUCCAACUAAUGAGAUUAGUGAUUAACAAAUACGUGACAUGUCAUGGGGGACCUUGAGAAUGGUGCGCACAUGGCCUAUGUACAUCAUCAAUGGGUAUAAGUUUCACACAGAUUCAUGGAGUCAAGGCAAGCCAACAAGAAACAACGAAGUUUGCAUUAGAGGGUCAGUAUAUGGGCAACCUGAAGAUGACUAUUAUGGUAUACUUCAAGAGGUAAUCCAAUUGGAAUACUCGGGAUUACCAAUCAAACAAGUGGUGCUAUUUAAUUGCAUAUGGUUCGACCCGACCCCUAGACGUGGGACUCGAAUACAUGAUCAAUAUGGAAUAGUUGAGGUCUGAGCUAACAGAAGGUACAAUUGGUAUGAUCCUUUUAUACUUGCCUCUCAAGCGCAUCAGGUUUAUUAUGCUCUGUAUCUAUCUUGACAACGAAAUUUGGUAGACUGGUGGGUGGUCAUUCGAGCUAAGGCUAGGAGCACAGUUCAUGUCCCAACUAUUGAGAGACCAAGAGAUGCAUAUCAGGCAGAUGAGGAAAUGCCAAUGCAGUCGACUGCAGUUGGAGAUGAACAACUCGACACCCUUAGAGAUGAAGUUGGUGAAUUUGAAUGGGUGGAUGAGUACUCAUUUGAUUAAAACCUUGUUGCAGCUGAUGAGGAGCUACACGUUGAAGAAGUCGAAGAUGAGGACGAAGAGGAGUAUGAAGAUGAGUAGUCAGACGACAUGGAAUAGCUACAUAGGUGAUAGUGAACAAUUGGAAUCUUAUCCUUACAUUUAAUCUAUUAGUUCAAAAGCACAAUUUGAAACACGAGUUCAUGAAUAUAACAUAAACCAUUGUUCUAUAUGAUAAAUCAUAUUUUAUUUCAAAAGUAUUUAAAAGUUGCUAUCACAAUCGGUAUGAUCCUUUUAUAGAUUAGAAAGUUUGCUUGCGUCAUCCUUCAGGCGAGCUGAAGAACUUGCAAUAUUGUCCAGUGUUCUAAAAAUCGGCCUAGGCGCCGGUGAGGCUCUAGGCGGCCCCUGGCCGCCACGAAUAUGGCCUAGGCUGCCCCUCUAGGAGCCGGCCCGAUUAAUCGGGCAGCGACGGAGCCUAGGCAGCCCAAGCCAUGCCUAGCUGCCUAGGAUGCCUAAUUUUUGUGUUUAAAUUUUAUCUUUCGUCGAUUUCGAAGCCUCUCUUACUCCUCUCAACCGUCGCCCUCUCAUACUUCUCUCACCCCAAGGCCCGCCGCUGCCUCAACGCCGCUGGUACCUCCUCGCUGUCUCGAGCUCCAUCGCGACCUCCUCACUACCUCUGCACCGUAAAGCUCCAUCCUUGCUCCGCGUCCUCGUUGCGUUAACGCCACCGCUGUUGUUGUCAAGCUCCAUCUUUACUUCUGCUUCCGACCCCCCAUCUUUCUCGCUCGCGCGCACUGGCGCUGUUGGAUCUCUCUCUCUCUCUCGCGCGCGCGCUGUUAGGGUUAAUAUAGGGUUUAUUAUGUUAUUUAAUUUUUUUUGUUUAUAGGUUAGAUAUAUAUAUUUUUCUAUUUCUAUUUAUAUGUAGUUAUAUAUAUAUUUUUCUAUUUAUAUAUAUUAAAUAUAUAUAUUUUUAUUUAUACGUUAGAUAUAUAUCUAAUAUAUAUAUAUUAGAUAUAUAUUUUUUCAUGUCACUUUUAACUAUGAUUUAAUUAAAAAUAACAUUAAGUUACAUCAUAAAAUUGAAAAAUAUAAAAAAAAUUAACAGUUUUUCUAAGCCCGCCUAGGCGCCCUAGGCACUAGGCCCCAGCCUGACGCCCGACUAACGCCUAGCACCUAACGCGUUUUAGAACACUGAUAUUGUCUCUAACUUUUGGCUUUCGAUCUUUAGUCUUGAAUGGACAGAAGUGAGUUACCUUGUUGACUUCUUUGAGCGUUCUUAAUACAAUUAAUCAUGGCAGCAUUUGCAUGUUUGGGUACAUAGUAUGUUAGAUUCCCCCAUAUCCUCCACCUUGAUCCACAUGCAUUGCACAAAAUUGGCUUGUCAGGUGGUCCAUUCCUCCACAUUGGUGUGUCUGUUUAAUAUGUGAAUCUAUUAGCAUUCAAAACAAAAAACCCAACUACUUGUUCACCUACAUAGAUUGAUCGCUUAUAUUGCUCUCAUUGAGGCUAGGAUGCUACAUGAAUUUGUAGAAAUGUUAUAAUAUAUACUGAAUACCUGAAUGACCAAGUCCUUUACAUUUUUAAUAUACAUGAGAACGUUUAAUUCUAUGUGAACAUGAAUGACAAUAAAUUAAUUCUACAACACAUCACUGACCCAUCAAGAAAAUAAUGAAGUAAAAUCGAUUUCCAGGGUAACUAUGGUAAUUUCUGAGGCUGGAAUGGCCUGAUGGAGAGGGCAAUACUAAGUUGUUGAACUCAAUAUGUCUUGACCUCGUUUACAAACACAAACAUUAGCAUGCAAGAAAUGAUAGAAAUGCAUCUUUUAAAGCCUUAGCAUCUAAGGAUGUCAAUAAAUUCAAAACAGAACUGUAAUUGCAAUUAGCUUAAUUGAACGCCUUUUGGCUUAGUUAGGCAUCAAGGUAACUUUGGAAUUAAUAAUGUCUUUGAUAUGUAAAAAAUAUGUUGUUUUCUAUGAAAUAUGGACAUGUAUGUUUCCAUUAUGUCUGUACAUGGAUUGCAGUCCAUGUUGUGCUCUUUGUAACCCAUCACUUACUUGGAAACAUUCAUGCAUUAGGAAAUCAGAUUUAGUUAUCACAAGAAAUAAACAUUAUUUAGUCUAAUGCCAGCUUUUCUCUUGAAGUAUCACAAGCUAGAGUUCCUAGCUAGCAUGCUUUUCUGGAUAUUUAGAAGGUUAUCAGGUUAGUAGUGUCCUUGCAGGAUAUGACAUUAGGCAUUGAGUUGGGAUGGGAUUGCCAGAGAUGAAAAGGGAGAGGGUAGUGGCAACAAAGAGAGGGUCUAAGUUUUUCCCAAGGGCCUCGUCUCUAUCUCUCUAAAGACACGUGGCCUCUUCUUUUGAUAUGGGACUCUGUUGGUAGAAAUUAGCUGAUAACUGAGGUGGUAAGAAGCAUGCCAGACCGGUCCUACAUUUGAUGUAGGACGAGUCUGGUUUUCUGAGAAUACUAACUGGUUGGAGGCUUACUUAGUGUUAGAAGGCUACAGAAAACUGUUGAAAAGGCUAGGGUUAUGUAAUGGGUUGAUAAGCAAUUUAGAGGUAAAAUAUGGCUGAAAGGAUGAAAUUUGGGGUCUGAAAUAAGGUCUGGAAGUAGGGUUUACGAAAAUAAGAAUAUAAAAGUGAAAGUAGGAAAAAGUGAGAAAUAUUUUCUAAGCAUCUCACAUAGGUUUCCAUAGACAUCACAUUGAGGGUUAAAAUUGCAUCAUGCACUUCAAUAAAGCAUACAAUGCUUAGAGAAAACUGCAAUAAUUGUUCCAUUCACUAAUUAAAAAAAGAGAGAUUAAAAUGGCGUUUGUAGGGUUCUAGUUAUGCCAUUCCAAUUAGCAUAUGAAAAUUCUUUUCCCAUUAGGAAACUAAUAAAACUGAUAGCAAUACUCUAAGGAAAUACCAUAAAUAAAACCUAAACACUAUAAAUAGAGUUAACGAAAGACUUUAGGAACCAUUAUGCCGAAUAACAAAAUUGCCCAAUGUAUAAAACAUAAAAAAUUGAAAUUUAACAAAGCUUCUAGGAGGGGUCUUCUUUAGAAACAUCUCAAAUCAUUGCUAGGGCCUUAGAACUGGUUUUAAGAUGCUUCUUAUGUGUCUUUAGAGGCUGCUGUGAAGUCCUCCACCAACAUUAUAGUAAAGGCACCUUUAGCUCUAUUAUUACCUAUUUAAACUUGAUUCCUAGAGGAUGAGACCAUAGAGGUGUGCAUUAUUGUCCAUAUGCCACCUCAAGAGGCUGCACAUGGAGUCGCUUUUGAUGGUUAUUCACAAAUCAUGACGUGGAGGUGCGAGGUGUGUCAUUGGGUAGAAUUGAUAUGCACACUAACAAUUUCUUUAAUCAUAUUUAUAUGGAAAAAAGAUAGGAACUUCAAGUGGCUGGGCUAUCUUUACCAAGUAGACUUUCAUCAUGCAACAAAAGAGUGAUAUGGAAGAAUGGAAUUGAUGUUCAAACUAGUUAAAUGGAAGAGUGGAACUGUUAAAUAAGAUUUAAACCAAGAGAUAGUACAAGAUUAAGCUAACAUAUACUUGCAAAUCCUGGAAACUGAUGAAUCAUGAAAAUAAAAUAUUAAACUAACUGAUGAAUUAUAUUUUAUUGUGAAAGUAUUUAAAAGUUGUCAUCACAUGCCUACUAACUGUUGUUUGCCUUAUAUGACAAGAUAUGUCACAAAGAACACCAUAUGGUCAAGGUAUGUGACGUCGUCAGUUUAGAGAGAGUGCUAGCGAGGACCACAUUGAGGGGACAUUCAUCUCCUUCUGAUGUGAGAUUUGAUUCCCUUAGCCCACAUACACCCAGUCCUACAUUGAUGGUCCUUCUUCCACGCCUGCUGAGGUUGAGGGUUUAUCAACGCCCACUGCUACCCCUUAAAACCGUACCAUGAUAAGUCCCUUAUGUUCCUCAUUUGAUAACAUUUGGUGCAAACGAGAUAUAACACGAAUAAUCCAAAGUAAGUUUGAGAAGCCAUCCCCAAGUUGGAAAAAAACAGAUCCUGUUGCCAGGGAUAUGUGGUUUGGCGAGUUUAAGAAGUGAUUUCGGGUGGACCGACUCGGCAUCCUACACUUGGAGGAUUAUACGGCGGGAAAUCUAACGGUGAAAUAAGAUUUCAUCAAAGAGGUUGACUACCAAACACACCAACAUGAUGCAUCAUCACAAUCAUCAGCAGUUGGCUCGACAAAAGAUAGUGACGCUGUUGGACAGCUCUCGCAGCCAGCUUUUGAUGAGACAUUAUUAUGGUUGGAAAAAGAAUGAUCGUGUAUGAGAUGGGUCAAAAGCACAUGUUAUCCCUGGUUUCUAUCAUAUUUUGUCACCAUCGUCACCGCCUCCACAGUCGUCAUUGAUCUCACUUAUAACCCAAAUUCAACAAGCUGUUAGCGUAGUUAUACAAUCAUUUCACCAUCGCUUGUCAGCCAUAGAAGAAAAAUUGCAUAACUCUUUUUCAUCUCCGUUGCAAUGUAAUAUCUAUUCAUGGCAAUGACGGAUCCUCCUAAUGAUCCGAAUGAUUUGAGGGCAACGGAGAUGAAAAAUGGUUAUGUAAUCUUUCUUCUAUGGCUGACAAACGAUGGUGAAAUAGUUGUAUAACUGCGCUAACAGCUUGUUGAAUUUGGUCUACAAGUGAGAUCGAUGACAACUGUGGUGGUAAUGGUGACAACAUAUGAUAGGAACCAAGGAUAACAUGUGUUUCUGACCUCAUUCCAUGCACACACACUUUUUUUUUCUUGUCUAUAACUUCUAAUCAUAAUAAUGUAAAUUGGCUCUUAGGGCACACUUUUUUUUUCUUGUCUAUAACUUCUAAUCAUAGUAAUGUAACUUGGCUCUUAGGGUUAUCCAGCAGCGUCACUAUCUUCUGGGCCCACCUUUUCUCUACCCACGUGCAACCUCCACCCCUGUAUACUUUUUGUUAGUUAUAAUAAGGGUGUACAAUUUUAUCAUUCACUAAAGAUAAUUUGAUAUAUAUAUAUAUAUAUAUAUUUUAAUAAAAAAAACAUGAAAGGAGGUGCCCUGGGCCUAUAUAUAUAUAUAUUUUAAUAAAAAAAACAUGAAAGGAGGUGCCCUGGGCUUGGGUCACGUCAUUAUGUAAUUACCUUGGUGAACUUGGAUGCUAGUCACCUCUUGGGAGCUUCUAUACUAUUAAACUUUGGAUUAUAUAUUUAUCAAAAAAAUAAGAAAAACUUUGGAUUAUACACGUUUUCUUUUGAAAAUUUUCUUUUUUAACGUAACAGGGUAGAAACUAGAAGGUUAAUUAAGUUAAAAGUUAAUUACGAAUUUGCUUAGUAACAUAUCUUAUUAAAAUCUUCUUAUUAGAUUUCACUUAAAUUUGUGAAUAUUUAUUUUUUAUAUUUUACUUUCAUCUUUUUUUUUUAUCUGGUGGGUACCAUACUAUCUAUAGAUUCGGUGAUUCAACUUAUAUUCAAAAUUAAAAAAAAAAAAAAAGAAAACUCAACAAAAAUAUAUACGAUUAAUGAUGUGUAAUUAUGAUAUAUUAUUGAUAUAUGGAUAAGUCUUUUGCAAUAGUUCUAAGGUAGGCCGUGGAACCCUAAUUAAUUAGCUCCCAGUUCAAAUCUUGUGAUAAGUAAAAUUAUUUUAAAAAAGUUUAACCGAAUCCAUUUGAUUUGUACUGAUUUGCUAUAAUUUUGGUCAUUUGUAAUUUAACAAUUCAAUUGUUUGUAUUCUGUGGGGUGAUCGAUGAUCUAAUUAAUUAUAUAAUAUUCUUCAUUUUGAGAAUAGUUUAAAGGAUAGGCAUGGUUGGCAAACUUGGCAUAGAGAUUGUAAUUAAUUACAACUUAGAAUUAAGCCCGUGUUUGUGUUGGCAUGGUUGAAAGGGAUGUUAAUUAAAAUUAAUUACUUUGUUCUAAACGAAGAAUUGAUUGCCUCAGAAUUGAGGGUUCUCUGUCCCGAUUCCCCCCAUAGUGUUUGUUUUCUACCUGGAUUUUCUCGCCCGUAUAUGUUUAUUAUAUAUAUAUUGGAUCAUUAAUCACUAGGGUAAACAGUGUAAUUAAAUUAUAAUACUCAGAUUCACCCUCUCUUCCAGCAGGUUGGAACAGUGACUUGUAAUUGACGUUUACCUGCUUGUUCAAUUCUCAUAUAUAUAUAUAUGCUCUUUGUUUCACAAUUGGAUACCUUCCAGCUGGUUAUGGAAAAUUAAUGAAAAUGACUUAAUAGUAAUUAACAUUAAUUAAUGAUUAAUUACCCCUCCCUAUAAAUUCAUUCCCCGAAACUCACAGAUCAGUACGUACGUGCUAAUUAAGACAUAACAUUAAUGGCAAAAAUCUGCCUCCACCUACUUCUUCUUCUUCUUCUUCCCCACCUUCAUCUUCUAUCUCUGGUGAAGGCAGAUGUGGCGGCUAUUUUCAUAUUUGGAGAUUCAACGAUGGACGUUGGGACCAACACUUACUUGAAUGGGAGUGUCGUUCGAGCCGACAGGCCCUUCAAUGGGAUCGAUUUCCCUUUCUCUGAACCCACCGGAAGGUUCAGCAAUGGCUAUAACACUGCCGACUUGCUCGUGAGACUACUGAGUGAAAAUUACAAGAGAAGUCCACCACCUUUUCUCUCUCUUCUCCGUCACAAUUCUACCUUCAAGAGAAAGUUGCUGCUGGGCGCCAACUUUGCUUCAGGGGGAUCCGGGAUUCUCAAUACAACUGGGAAAGUAUUUGUAGAAGUUGUCUCAUUAGGAGACCAAAUCCAACAAUUUUCAACAGCGGUGGCGAACAUCACGGAGUUACUGGGACAAGACAAAGCAGCUGCUCUCAUCAGCUCAAACUCCUUGUACAUCAUUAGCGUAGGCAGCAAUGACAUCUUUGAGUAUCAACGCAAUGCCAGCAACGUGUCCAAUGAAGCCUUCCUAUCCACUCUCCAUGAUGAAUACCUCAGCCAUUUGAAGAAUCUGUACAACCUGGGAGCCAGAAAGUUUGGAAUCAUAAGUGCUCCCGCGAUAGGAUGCUGCCCUUACGAACGAUAUCUCAAUCAAUUGUACAACAAUGGAAGUGGGGGUUGCUAUGAUGAAAUGAACGACUUGGCUCAGUCCUUUUAUAAUUUAACUGAGAUCAUCUUGCAAGAAUUCAGCUCGCAGUGCAGUGGAGUGGUAUACUCCCUUGGCAACGCGUAUCAGGCCACCAUGGAUGCCAUCAACAACCCAUUACCCUUUGGUCUGAAGGAUGUCCAAACGCCGUGUUGCACAAGUGGAACGUUCACUGAUUUGGGGUUGUGUACACAGUCAGAUAACCUUUGCCGAAAUCGGGAAGACUACUUGUUCUGGGACUGGUAUCAUCCCACCCAGCAUGCCUCUCAGCUGGCGGCUCUCACCCUCUAUGGCGCAGCACCACCGUUUGUGACGCCGGUGAAUUUUAGUCAACUGGUUCUGUAAUAUACGAAAGCCUCAAAACUUGUCUUGUAGCUCAUUGAGCUUAAUUAAUUGUGCUAAGGCCAUUGCUUUUAUAGGAAUUUAAUCGUCAAAGACCUCCGAUGCAAUAAUGAUUGGUCUAGAAGCACUGAAGUUUGGCUUUAUCUUCAACUUGAAAAGUGUUGGGUGAUCUUGAUUAAUAAGAAAACUUUCA
Molecule: messenger RNA, 12661 nt
Organism: Diospyros lotus (date-plum)
Lineage: Eukaryota; Viridiplantae; Streptophyta; Magnoliopsida; Ericales; Ebenaceae
Product: GDSL esterase/lipase At4g28780-like
Exons: 10
Coding region: 11368-12471 (367 amino acids)
Molecular function (GO): hydrolase activity, acting on ester bonds
Source: RefSeq, a predicted model, not a curated record